Nerophis lumbriciformis (worm pipefish) is the source of this 1701-nucleotide messenger RNA. It is a transcript of the gene babam2, whose product is annotated as BRISC and BRCA1 A complex member 2. Gene Ontology annotation, biological process: double-strand break repair. Gene Ontology annotation, cellular component: BRCA1-A complex; BRISC complex. The record is from RefSeq and is a predicted model, not a curated record. NCBI's taxonomy places the organism in Eukaryota, Metazoa, Chordata, Actinopteri, Syngnathiformes, Syngnathidae.
CUUCAGAAGGACCCAAACAGCAUGUACCCGGAACUUGUUGCGAGUAUGAAGUAAACAAUCAAUUCAGCGUUUAAGAUAUUCAAUUUCGAGGUCUUCCAGAUUCCUCAAGGUGGAAAAGAUGAACAACAUGUCUCCAGAGGUUGCACUGCACAGGAUCUCACCUGAGUUGCGGCCCUUGCUGUGCAGCGUGGUGCGGAAUGGCCGUGUGGGACUGGACUCUACAAACUGCCUUCGUGUCACAGAUCUAAAAACUGGAUGUACGUCUCUGACCCUGGGCCCAUGCUGUGAUCGCUUUAAACUUCACAUCCCCUACGCUGGAGAAACCCUCAAAUGGGAUAUAAUAUUUAAUGCCCGCUAUCCAGAAUUGCCUCCAGAUUUCAUUUUUGGAGAAGAUGCUGAGUUUCUGCCUGAACCUACAGAAUUACCUCAUUUGGUCCGAUGGGAUGCUGGCAACCCAGACUGUUUGCUCCAGCUUGUCAAGGAACUUAUCCAGCAAUACCACCACUACCAGUGCCAGCGCCUCAGGGAAAGCUCCAGGCUUCUAUUUGAGUAUGACAGCCUGCUCGAGGAUCCUAACUAUGGGCGCAAUAUGGAGAUUUAUGCCGGACACAAGAACAGCUGGACAGGAGAGUUUUCAGCUCGCUUUCUACUCAAACUCCCCGUGGACUUCGGCGACAUCCCAGUCUAUCUACUCAAGGACACAGCUCUGGACCCUGGAGAGGAUGUGGCCCUUCUAUCAGUGAGCUUUGAGGAUGCAGAAGCUACACAAGUCUUCCCAAAACUUUACCUUUCCCCAAGUAUCGAACAUGCUCUUGGCGGCUCCUCUGCACUUCAUAUUCCAGCAUUCCCAAGUGGAGGAUGCUUGAUUGACUAUGUCCCACAAGUGUGCCAGUUGCUCACCAACAAGGUGCAGUAUGUCAUCCAAGGCUACCACAAGAGGCGGGAGUACAUUGCUGCAUUCCUUAGCCACUUUGGAAUGGGAGUGGUGGAGUAUGAUGCUGAGGGAUUUACAAAGCUUACCCUUCUACUCAUGUGGAAAGAUUUUUGCUUCCUAGUACACGUGGAUCUCCCGCUGUACUUUCCCAGAGACCAGCCCACCCUCACGUUUCAGUCCGUGUACCACUUCACCAGCAGCGGGCAGCUUUAUUCUCAGGUGCAAAAGGCGUAUCCUUACAGCCCACGCUGGGACGGCAAUGAGAUGGCCAAGAGGGCAAAGGCUUACUUCAAGACCUUCAUCCCUCAGUUCCAAGAAGGAGCCUUUGCCAAUGGGAAACUGUAGUGCCCUGCGGCUCCAGGACAUGCCUGUGGUUAUUAUGGAUGUGUUGGUACAUGCCAUUGCGUACCUGUGAAUGGGUACACACAGGCCAACAUGAUCCCUCAAGAAUUUACGAAGGAAUCGUAGAGAAUGCUAAACAGUAGAGUACAUUUGAACGGGACUAUUUUCCGACAAGUUUCACUGCAUGGGUAAACUCUCACAGUGAAUCAGUCCAUAAAAAUGGUGAUGAAUCCAUAUUCAUCAAACAUCACACACUGUACUAAAGCAACCCUUGAGCCUAGACUAACUACUGCUAAGCUAUAACCAGUACUUCCUGAGAGUAAGGGCAUUUGAUUUGAUUUACUAUAUUUUGUCUUAAUUUCAGUGGUAAGCGGCAUAUUACAUUCCUCACAUCCAUCAAUAAAACACAUAUUAAAAAACUCAAU